Messenger RNA from Aspergillus welwitschiae, 309 nucleotides. RefSeq lists its product as uncharacterized. Bases 62 to 238 code for a protein of 58 amino acids. The transcript has a single exon. Lineage: Eukaryota; Fungi; Ascomycota; Eurotiomycetes; Eurotiales; Aspergillaceae. The record is from RefSeq and is a predicted model, not a curated record.
CUGGUAUUCUUAGAGCAUGGCGGGGACAUGUUAACAUUGCCCCAAACUUAAAGACAAGGAUAUGUGUUGUCCUGGUGGCCGUCUUCGCUAUUCUCGGCGGAGGGAUUGUAAGAAUGAUAGUCUGAUUUCUGGAACCAAACUGUCGGGUUUUUCUAUAGCGCUCGCGAUAUUCCUGUCCUUUUCAGCAAGCUUGAUUUCAAAAAUAGGCGUCAGAUCAGCUUUCUUUGCACUACAUUGAUGAUCGACGCGUGGUGUUAAUCUAGACAAUAUUUGUCGCAGGCUUGUCCAAGGUUACAGUAGCCAGAUAAC